UUUCACAUCCCAAAUUUCACAUCUUUCACUUUUCUACCAGCUGCUCUGUUUUUCGGCUCUGAAUUGUAGAAAUGAGGUGGGAAAGGGUCCAUCUUCAACCUCCACACCAAGCUCAAGAAGCUGUUCUGGUUCACAAUGGGAUGCAUGGCCCAGGCAAGAGGUGGGGCCACACCUGCAACGCCGUUAAAGAAGGAAGGUUGCUCUAUGUCUUCGGUGGUUAUGGCAGAGACAACUGUCAGACCAACCAAGUUCACGUCUUUGACACUGUGACGCAUACAUGGAGCCAGCCAGUGAUAAAAGGCACACCACCAACUCCAAGGGACAGCCACACUUGUACUACUAUUGGUGAAAAUUUGUUUGUAUUUGGAGGCACUGAUGGGACAAACCCUCUCAAGGACUUGCAUAUACUUGAGACGUCUUCGCAUACAUGGAUAUCUCCAACUUUCAGAGGAGAGGGGCCAGAAGCUCGUGAAGGCCAUAGUGCAGCGCUUGUUGGGAAGCGGCUGUUUGUCUUUGGUGGCUGUGGAAAAUCGGCAAAUAAUGAUGAGGAAGUCUACUACAAUGAUCUGUACAUCUUGAAUACAGAGAAUUUUGCAUGGAAGAAAUCUAUAACAUCUGGCACACCACCAUCUCCUCGCGACAGCCAUACUUGCUCAUCUUCAAAGAACAAAGUGAUUGUGAUUGGUGGUGAAGAUGGGCAUGAUUACUAUUUGUCUGAUGUCCAUAUUCUCGAUGCAGAUACUCUAGUGUGGAGGGAGUUGAACACUUCCGGCCAGUUAUUGCCACCCCGAGGUGGUCAUUCUACCGUUGCUUUUGGGAAGAACUUGUUUGUGUUCGGGGGAUUUACAAAUGCACAAAGUCUAUACAAUGACCUCUACAUGCUCGAUGUUGAUACUGGCGUAUGGACAAAGGUGGUAACUACAGGUGACGGACCAUCUGCUAGAUUUUCUGUUGCCGGGGACUGUUUGGAUCCUGUGAAAGGAGGUGUUCUUGUGUUUAUUGGUGGUUGCAAUAAAAGUCUUGAAGGACUGGAUGAUAUGUUUUACUUGAACACAGGACUUGUCAGAGAGAGUGAAAGGAGGCUGGAAAAGUUAUCAUUGAGGAAGCAAUUAAAGCUAAAAUGCCAGGAACAAAAUUUCACUCCAAUUCAUGACAGAGCUCUUGUUCCAGUUGGAACUGGUGCUGAAAUUUUCCAACCCUCAAGUGUUCCAUUUUAUGGUCAACCUGGUGAUCAAAUUUUCCCAUUGAAUCAAUCCGCGCCAGCAAAGAGGUCAUUUCAAGCAAAGGUCACUGAAAGGUUGAAUGAUGGUUACACAAUUGAAACUGUUAUUGAUGGAAAGCCUCUUCGUGGUGUAUUGUUUUCCAACAAAUCAGAAUUUUCUAUUCCCGCUGCUCCUGAUUCCAGUAGGAAACGGGUUGCCGGCGAGGUUGAUGGGGUAAUGUCCAAUGGUGGUUGUAACACCCAGUCAAAAGAUUCUGUGGGCAAUGCUCAAGCAAAGGUGUCCACAUCACAUGAGAUUGCUCACGGACAGGUCUCGGUCACUGCUAACCCUGUGCCGUUGGUGAAUCAUUUGAAUCUUGGAGAUACUCUGACAAGUGAUACUUUGGAAUCGAACACUGAAGAUCUAGGGAAGGAGAGAACCAAGAUACCAACCGGAGGAAACGGUGCGGCAAUAUCUCAACGACAGUUUCAUUGAGGAUUUUCUCUGAAUAUGCCCCAAAGAAAAACAACAGCGAUUUGUACAUUUAUCAUGUCAAGGUGAUCAUGAGUGCAUGUGACGUAGAGGGGAUAAUACAUUUGCUAACUGAUGUAAUCUGUCACCUUCAAAUAUUGCUAGGUCUAGGAUUCUAGUCGUAUGUUGUACUCGUUUAAACCUAGUGCUUAGUUCCAAUCGAACCCGCUUCAUACAUUAUGGAAGAUGAGGUUUUGUAUCAGGAGUUGGUUCCUUUGUAGCAAUAGAAUUGCUAUUGCAGCUGACCACAUUUCUGCUGCUGGUUCUAUUUCCAUGAGAAUCUGUAUCUUGUACAAUCUCUUUUGAAA
This is a messenger RNA of Argentina anserina (silverweed cinquefoil), 2041 nucleotides long. Its product is annotated as tip elongation aberrant protein 1-like. Lineage: Eukaryota; Viridiplantae; Streptophyta; Magnoliopsida; Rosales; Rosaceae. Bases 72 to 1697 code for a protein of 541 amino acids. Gene Ontology annotation, molecular function: protein binding. The record is from RefSeq and is a predicted model, not a curated record. The transcript has 11 exons.